This is a messenger RNA of Balaenoptera acutorostrata (minke whale), 4651 nucleotides long. RefSeq names its product phospholipase C beta 2 (gene PLCB2). The transcript has 32 exons. Lineage: Eukaryota; Metazoa; Chordata; Mammalia; Artiodactyla; Balaenopteridae. The record is from RefSeq and is a predicted model, not a curated record. Bases 157 to 3762 code for a protein of 1201 amino acids. Gene Ontology annotation, molecular function: phosphatidylinositol-4,5-bisphosphate phospholipase C activity; calcium ion binding. Gene Ontology annotation, biological process: phosphatidylinositol-mediated signaling; lipid catabolic process.
CCCCCGCGGGCUGUAAGAGCGCCCAGACUUCCGGACUAGCUGGGGCGGGUGCCGUGUGAGCCCAGCUAGUCUCCCCCCACCCCGCCUGCCCUCCUUCCUCCCCUCCUCCUGCGCGCUGUGCCUGCCCAGCCUCUCCUAAGACGGACGCUUGGCACUAUGUCUCUGCGUAACCCUGUCCUGCAACCCCCCGGGGUGAAGGCCUAUCUGAGCCAAGGCGAGCGCUUCAUCAGAUGGGAUGAUGAAACAACCAUAGCCUCCCCGGUUAUCCUCCGUGUGGAUCCCAAGGGCUACUACUUGUACUGGACAUAUCAGAGUAAGGAGAUGGAGUUUCUGGAUAUCACCAGCAUCCGGGACACCCGCUUUGGGAAGUUUGCCAAGAUGCCCAAGAGCCAGAAGCUCCGGGAUGUCUUCAACAUGGACUUUCCUGACAACAACUUCCUGCUGAAGACGCUCACCGUGGUGUCUGGCCCCGACAUGGUGGACCUCACCUUCCAUAACUUCGUCUCCUACAAAGAGAACGUGGGCAAGGACUGGGCUGAAGAUGUCCUGGCUCUGGCCAAACACCCGCUGACGGCCAACGCCUCCCGCAGCACCUUCCUGGACAAGAGCCUGGUGAAGCUCAAGAUGCAGCUCAACCCUGAAGGGAAGAUUCCUGUGAAGAAUUUUUUCCAGAUGUUUCCUGCUGACCGCAAGCGGGUGGAAGCUGCCCUCAGCGCCUGCCACCUCCCAAAAGGCAAGAAUGAUGCCAUCAAUCCCGAGGACUUCCCAGAAUCCGUCUACAAGAGUUUCCUCAUGAACCUUUGUCCUCGGCCAGAAAUAGAUGAGAUCUUCACUUCCUACCACGCCAAGGCCAAACCCUACAUGACUAAGGAGCACCUGGCCAAAUUCAUCAACCAGAAACAGCGCGACUCCAGGCUCAACUCCCUGCUGUUCCCACCUGUGCGGCCUGACCAGGUGCAGGGCCUCAUCGACAAGUACGAGCCCAGAGGCGUCAACGUGCAGAGGGGCCAGCUGUCCCCCGAGGGCAUGGUAUGGUUUCUCUGUGGGCCAGAGAACAGCGUGCUGGCCCAGGACAAGCUGCUGCUGCACCACGACAUGACGCAGCCGCUCAACCAUUACUUCAUCAACUCCUCCCACAACACCUACCUGACAGCCGGCCAGUUCUCAGGCCUUUCCUCUGCGGAGAUGUACCGCCAGGUGCUGCUGGCAGGCUGCCGCUGCGUGGAGCUGGACUGCUGGAAGGGGAAGCCCCCUGAUGAGGAGCCCAUUAUCACCCACGGCUUCACCAUGACCACAGACAUCUAUUUCAAGGAAGCAAUUGAAGCUAUUGCAGAAAGCGCCUUUAAGACCUCCCCUUAUCCGGUCAUCCUGUCGUUUGAAAACCACGUGGACUCACCCCGCCAACAGGCUAAGAUGGCCGAGUACUGCCGAACGAUAUUUGGGGAUAUGCUGCUCACAGAGCCACUGGAAAAGUUCCCACUGAAACCAGGCAUCCCCCUGCCCAGCCCUGAGGAUCUCCGAGGCAAGAUCCUCAUCAAGAACAAGAAGAAACAGUUUUCUGGUCCCGCAGGCCCCAGCCAGGAGCCGGGCGGGGAGGCUGAGGGGAGCGGCCCACCCAAUGUCCCUGUGGGUGAGGACACAGUGUGGGCUGGUGAGGAAGGGGCUGAGCUGGAGGAGGAGGAGGUGGAAGAGGAAGAGGAGGAGUCGGGAAGCCUGGAUGAAGAAGAGAUGAAGAAGAUGCAGUCAGAUGAGGGCACAGCGGGCCUGGAGGUGACGGCUUACAAGGAGAUGUCCAGCCUAGUCAAUUACGUCCAGCCCACUAAGUUCAUCUCCUUCGAGUCCUCUGCCCAGAAGAACCGAAGUUAUGUCAUUUCCUCCUUCACGGAGCUCAAGGCUUACGACCUGCUCUCCAAGUCCUCAGUGCAGUUUGUGGACUACAACAAGCGCCAGAUGAGCCGCAUCUACCCCAAGGGCACCCGCAUGGACUCCUCCAACUACAUGCCCCAGAUGUUCUGGAAUGCUGGUUGCCAGAUGGUUGCUCUCAACUUCCAGACGAUGGACCUGCCCAUGCAGCAGAACACGGCGCUCUUUGAGUUCAACGGGCAGAGUGGCUACCUCCUCAAGCAUGAGUUCAUGCGUCGGUUGGACAAGCAGUUCAACCCCUUCUCGGUGGACCGCAUCGACGUGGUGGUAGCCACGACCCUUUCCAUUACGGUGAUCUCUGGGCAGUUCCUGUCAGAACGCAGUGUGCGCACCUAUGUGGAAGUGGAGCUGUUUGGCCUUCCUGGGGACCCCAAGAGGCGCUAUCGCACCAAGCUGUCACCCAGUACCAAUUCCAUCAAUCCUGUCUGGAAGGAGGAGCCCUUUGUCUUUGAGAAGAUCUUGAUGCCUGAGCUGGCCUCCCUCAGGGUGGCUGUGAUGGAGGAUGGCAACAAGUUUCUUGGACACCGCAUCAUCCCCAUCAAUGCCCUGAAUUCUGGAUACCACCAUCUGUGCCUGCACAGUGAGAGCAACAUGCCACUCACCAUGCCUGCGCUCUUUGUCUUCCUGGAGAUGAAGGACUAUGUACCUGACACCUGGGCAGAUCUCACGGUGGCCCUCGCCAAUCCCAUCAAGUUCUUCAGUGCCCAUGAUAAGAAGUCUGUGAAGCUCAAGGAAGCCAUGGGAGGCCUGCCUGAGAAUCCCUUCUCUCUCGGGAGUCCAGUUGCCCGCCAGGUCAAUGGGGCAUCGGCUCCAACGAGCAACGGGUCAGCAGGUACGCACUGCGGGGUCCCCCCACCUACCGGAAGGGUCUCGACUUCUCCGUUGCACCGCAGCCGGGGCCAAGGCCAGGGAGGAGGCCACGAAAGAAGCUGCGGCCUGGAGGAGCUGCGGGAGCUGAAGGGCGUCGUGAAGCUGCAGCGGCGGCACGAGAAGGAGCUGCGGGAGCUGGAGCGGCGCGGCGCGCGGCGCUGGGAGGAGCUGCUGCAGAGGGGCGCGGCGCAGCGGGCCGAGUUCGGGCCGCCGGGCGCUGGGGGCGGCGGCGAGGGCCGGGGCCGCAAGCUCGGCCCGGGGAAAGGCUCCCGCAAAAAGAGGACCCCGCCGGGCGAGGACCCCGCCGGGGCGGCGCCGGCCGAAGGCCCCGAGGGCGCGGACGCGCGUCUGCGAGAGCUGAGGGACAGGCUGGAGCUGGAGCUGCUGCAGCAGGGCGAGGAGCAGUGCGAGUGUGUCCUGAGGCGCAGGGAGCAGCAAGUGGCCGAGCAAAUGACCAAGAUGAUGGAGCUGGCCAGAGAGAAACAGGCUGCAGAGCUGAAGACCCUCCAGGAGACUUUGGAGACUGACACCAAAGAGGUGAAGAAAAAGCUGGAGGCCAAGAGGCUGGAGCGGAUCCAGGCCAUGAUGAAGGUCACCACAGACAAGAUGGCUCAGGAGAGGUUGAAGAGAGAGAUUAACAACUCCCACAUCCAGGAGGUGGUGCAGGUCAUCAAGCAGAUGACGGACAACCUGGAGAGGCACCAGGAGAAGCUGGAAGAGAAGCAGGCAGUCUGCCUGGAACAGAUCCGGGAGAUGGAAAAGCAGUUCCAGCAGGAGGCGCUGGCAGAGUACGAGGCCAAGAUGAAGGGCCUGGAGGUGGAAGUAAAGGAGUCAGUGAGGACCUGCCUCAGGGCCUGCUUGCCCUCUGCGGAGGAGGACAAGCCUGAGAGGCCCUGCAGGGUCUCCAGGGGGCUGUGUGAGCAGGAUGCCCUCACAGAGAAGACAGACGCCCAGGAGAGCCUCCUCUGAUGCCCCCAUGCCCUUGGGACGUUCUGCAAGGACAUUCACCCUUCCCUGGGAUGUGGGUCCAUUCCCCCUGGAGGAAAGGGCCCCAGCACUGUGAAGCUGCGGGAAGCUGGAGCUCCCUUGGACGCUGGAGCCCCUUUCUCAACAGCCAGGCUAAGUAGGAGGCAGGAACCAGGCCAUCUGGGGCCCAUCUGGGGCCUGGAGGUCCUCUCCAAGCCAACAUCCUGCUCCUCCUGCUUCCCCUUCCCCUCUGAAUAAGUGUCUGUCACAUGUUUGUUGAGGGCAAAAGAAUAUGAACUUGGAGGCAGGAAAUGGGGUCCUGGCCCCACUCUGCAUUUCCUAGUUUGCCACUCUGGACUCAGUUUCCUCACCUGGAGGGUUAGGCCUGGCCACCUGGAACCUCCACUCCAUCACCUGUAGUUCAAGCAGGUCCAAACUCCAAACUCUCCUGCCAUAAGGCGGGCAGCUCACCCUGGCUUCUAGGCCCUAUCUCGGGCUUGCCCUGAGUUGGCCUCAUUGUCAGCUCCCUGAUACAGAGUCCAGCACUUCCUUCCAGCUCCCUGGGGACAGCUGCUCCCAGGAUCCCAGGCUAAGGUGCCUUCCCUGCCUCCUGCCCUUGGGGGAUGGGAGGCUGAUGUGGAAAAGCGGCCUCAGCUGUGUGGCCCUCAGGCCACUGAGACAACUGGGGCUGGGGGUGAAGGGAGAAGGACGGCCUUUUGUGCACUCUCCCACCCAGAGCCCAGCCACACCUUUUCCUAGGCCUGGGGGCUACUUCCCAGCAUGUGCCCCUGCUCAGGCUGUCUGACAAGGUCACCACCAUUUUCUCUCCUGACUUUAUGAGGUUUAUUUAUUUUUCUCUUUCUUACUCCUACUAAAGAACCCUGUCUCAAGA